GCUCGGUUGUCCUCCGUGGGGACGACGUCUGUUGUUGGAGUUGACAAGUCAGGAUACUUGAAUCCUGGUCGUGGUGCUUGCAGCCCAUUUGUUUUGUCCUGAAGGAUGUACUGCACAUAAAAGGGAUACUAUAACCUUGCGCAACAAUGGACUGUGUAACUUCCGAAGUUACACAUUCACAGAGGGAUGAAGUGACGGCGUUCAGAUUCGAUGACGGCAGUACAUUUUCGGUAUUGUGCAAGAUGCACUUGUCGUUUGUGCUUGACUUGGAGAAAGACGAGUUUUCGUCCAUAUUGGAGAUGGAAAAUGCGAAGAGUAAACGUAAACGUCUGCCCAUUUACAAGAAACUGAAGGUAUCAAAAGAUCUCGCAAAUGCUACAAUCUUGACAGCGGAGGCUGCUCAACCAAUUCGUCAUCUCAUUAAGCAUCUCCAGAAAAGCUCAAACAUAAAAGAAGAAGGCCUGUUUCGGAAAUCGGGCAGCGUCAGCCGGCAACAGGCCCUCAAGAUACUCCUAACCAGAAAUAUCCUGCUAGACUUUGACGAGGAUGGCUACAGCGUACACGACUGUGCCUGUACUCUCAAGAGCCUGCUGUCAGAUUUAGAAGAGCCUCUAUUGACGAAUGCACAUUUCGUAGCUUACUGCAGAAUACCAGGUCUGUACAGGGAGAAAGCUCUGCCGUCAAUUCGGGUCCAGUGUAAACAGAGGCAGCUCAAAGCAGCUCAGCUGCUUCUUCUCUUACUGCCGCAACCAAAUUACGAUGUAACCAAAGAACUGUUGUUGCUUCUGCAUGGAGUCUCCAAUGCACGGCUGGAGAACUGUAUGUCGUCUGAGAGUUUAGCCACCCUGUUUACCCCAAUCAUCCUCUGCCCGCGACAGAUGCCCCCGGAUCAGAUGCACAUCAACAACGUUAAUAUUACGAAGCCUGUGGCAUUCCUCAUAGAGAAUGCACCAUCUCUAUUUGACUACCCAGUAGAGCUUGUCAAGGAUGUGAUAUCAUACAUUAAACAAAGUAAAAAAGGAAGCAGUCCAGAAGACAGCACAGAAGACAACACAGAGCCCAUAAAAACGACCAUCACCUUUUGUGUUCAGAGGAACACAAGUGCGGAAAAGGUAGAGGACUAUACAGAAAAGGCACUCGCAGAGUUGUAUGAUUACGUUCAAGGAAUGCCUGAAGUUUUGCAAAAGAAGAAGUAUGUAAGACAGUUUAACAAAGAGAACACUGAUGGUACAGCCUUCAAAAGGAGGAAGCAUGAAAGGAGCAGAACAUUUGGGGACUGCUCAAAGGACUUAUGUGCGAAGAGCUCUUUUCAGCAAGGUAACGUUCUGACCAAGAGCUCAAGUGUGGAUAAGAUUCAGGUGCCAAAUGCCAAAAUAAACAAGGAGAAAGUGACGUCCAUGCUGAGCUCGCCCUGGCGGUUUCUUAAGAAGAAGCAAGACGAGAGCAGCGACAGCUACGACACUCCACUCCAGGCCAAGCCAGAAACCAGGAGAGGAACUCCACUUCGCAACACAGUUUUGCGAGCCUCGAGGAGAGUCAAGAAUGCCAUGAUGACCCAGAAGCAGCGCAAGGCACACGACGUGCUCCGAGAAUGAUGCGAACGUGCUUAGAAGGUGGCUAAAUCAUUGUUGAAGUAAUGAAUUUUGAAUAUUUCAUGUUUUGUCUCAUUGCUCAUGAGACAAAACAAGAAAAGGCAUUUCAAAUUAUCAAUUUCAAGGCAAUCAAGGCACUUAAAAAUCAAUAAAAAGGCAUUUAAGAAAUGCCUGCUUCAUGUAGUUUCUUUUUUUUUUUUAACCUCCAGCUUUUGGAGAAAGCGUUUCACUCUUGAGAAGUUCGAAACUAUGCAAUUAUAUCACAUGGACAGCAAUUUAACAAAUUUCAGCAUAAAUUGCUAACGUAAGUGCAAUGGCUGCUUGGGAUGUUACUUUUUGUGUUUACUUAACCUUCUCAAAUGAUUGUGUUUGCGACCACCUCGGCUGUGUUGCGUGAAAGAAAUGUUAAGAGACAUUUUUGUGUUGACAGUGUUCGUAUUUCUAAUGGUACUGUUCAGUUCUGCGUAAUACAUUCUCUGUUACUUGCUGUCUGCUUACUCUCUUUCCUGCAAGUCCUCGUACUGCCUAAGUUCACAUCUGCAUCUAGUCGCUUUUUGCUUGAUCAGAAUACUUUUGCAUUCUGCUUAGUUCCUUUUUAGUUGUGGUGCUUUUUCUCGCUUGGCAGCUGUCUUCUGUUUUUCGUAACGGCAUCUUUCGAAGCAAUUCACUGUGCAUAAAAUCAUUGGUUGGUGCUCUGUUCCUCUGAUGUGACAUCAAGUGACAGAUCAAUGAUCUCAGUUGUAGUUUUAUCGGAAUAAAGUUUAUGAUGCAAUA
Ornithodoros turicata is the source of this 2366-nucleotide messenger RNA. RefSeq names its product rho GTPase-activating protein 19-like. The record is from RefSeq and is a predicted model, not a curated record. NCBI's taxonomy places the organism in Eukaryota, Metazoa, Arthropoda, Arachnida, Ixodida, Argasidae. Gene Ontology annotation, cellular component: cytoplasm. The coding region runs from base 147 to 1595 and encodes 482 amino acids. The transcript is spliced from 11 exons. Gene Ontology annotation, molecular function: GTPase activator activity. Gene Ontology annotation, biological process: signal transduction; regulation of small GTPase mediated signal transduction.